Molecule: messenger RNA, 1222 nt
Organism: Porites evermanni
Lineage: Eukaryota; Metazoa; Cnidaria; Anthozoa; Scleractinia; Poritidae
Source: the annotation of a GenBank genome assembly
UAUCGUUUAUGUAUCAAGCACCUUAAUAACAUUGCUGUUUUUCACCAGGUGAAUACGUAUACCUUUGCUAGUUAUAAGCUGAAUGUUUAUAAAAGUUUUUAAAAAUUCUUUUUAAUGGUCCUCUUGUUAUAUAGUAUCGAAGUGGUAAGACUCUUGGAGCUGGUGUUGGGUGCCAGCCAAUGUAGGUUUUCAGAGUGGUGAGGGAAAUCAUACCUACCAACCUGGUAGACCGGCACGAUUUCAGUCACUCACAGACAAGUUCAAAAAUUUACAUAUUUGUACGCCCGAAACCGGUUGGCUGUAGUUUAAGGAAAUAGAAAGAAACCUUUACUCUGUAUGAGGAUUGUACACUAAAUGCCUUGUACCUGCCACAAUUUCCAUCAUAGUAGUAUUUCGAUAUCUUCUAUCCAGGUUUACCUAGUCAGCAUUGAAGAUCUGACUUGUUCCCACUGUAGUAGAAAAGAAAAAAGAUUUUAAAUCAAUCAAGAGAAUGAUCCACCCAGAUUGUCAUUAAUAUGCACUUUAGUUAAGAACCUCUUUUAUCUUUUAGGAAAAAGUAGGGUGAGAAGAGCCCUGAAAAAACAAGUUGAUGGAAGAGUGUCAGUGCCUGUCCCAAGAAAUAACCAGAAACUUAGGACGGAUAUUAAAGAAAGAAUAGCUUCUGGGAAGUUCAAUCUCGGAUCUCCUGUUCUAGACACUGAGUAUACAAAAGUUGUUCUCCCUUCAGAAGGUAAAAUUGAAAAGAAAGCAUGCAAAGUCUCAGCAAGAAAGUGCCCCCUCAGACAAGUCUGAGAAGAACGCGUGAAAAGACAGAUCUCCUGAGAUUGAGAAGCGAUGAAGAGUAUGCCAACAUGAACACCCAGCAGCUUAAGGCAAGGCUCAAGUCUCUUCAUGAACAAACCACUGCUAUGACACAUGAUGAACUCUGCAAGCAACCAAAAACGAGGGAAAGAAGCAGACACUGGCUAAUAUGGCAUGACCAUUCUAACAUAGCAGGAGCAGGAUUAUGUUGUUCCUUCUUAGAGAAAUCUAUGAUCCUGCUGUACAUCUUACUAACCAGGAGUACAGGAAAAAGAGUAAUGGAAAAGCCAUACAUGUUCAGUCUGCUAUAGAAGCUCCACAUCUUUACAUGCUGGGUGCCUCAGGUGCGAAAGAUGCUGAUCAGCUAGCAUUUGUGCCAACAUGUAGAGAGUACUUGAGCUACAGUCGAACCUGUAUAUAA